GUCAAAACUGAUUGAUUUAUACAAAGCGAGGAACAAUUUAUUAAUAAAUAUUUGGCAAAAUGACAACAUUAAAUAACGUGUUAAAAGCUAUAGAAGCUUUAAAAUCAGCUCAAGAGUCAAACACUCUUCUGUCAGAUUCGAACGCAAGGAAAGAUAAAUUAACAUGUUGCAUGACAAUAACAGAAGGAAUAUGUUCACCAACUGUCAAACUAGCAACCAAGUUUCCUCAGGUACUUAGUCUUUCAAUUGAAACUUUACUGACACUGUGUAACGAUGAUGAAUCUGAUGUCAGAACGGUAGCAGAUGAAACAUUAAAUAAAAUUAUAAGGGCAAUGGCUGAUAGUAAUAUUGUUAAAGUUCAAAUAGAACUUUACAAUGAAAUAAAAAGGAAUGGACCUGCUAGAACAUUGAGAGCUGCUCUUUGGAGAUUUGGUCUUCUUAGUCAUAUGAUACGCCCUACAAGAGGAAAAGCAUAUGUAUCUAAUUUGAUACCAUGUAUAGUAACUAUUGCACAUCGUUCUGAGGAAUCUGUAAUUGAAACGCUAUCGCAAUCAUUACCAUUAAUUAUGAAAGCACUAGGGCCAUUUAUGACAGACAAUGAUAUCAAGACAUUAUUGAAAGCAUUCUUUGAAAAUAUAUCCUGUGUACAAGCAGCAUUUCGUAGAGCUGCAGCAAAUAUGAUUUUAGCAACAUGUUUGAAUUGUCGCAGACCACAGUUUUUUUUAAAUUAUGUACUGAAGCAUCUUUUAGGUAUUAUAGUGCCUAUAAGUGAAGAUGAGAACCGUAUAGCAGCUAUUAUUGGUAUAUUUGGUUGUAUAAGAAUAAUUUUACCACAUAUAUGCAAUCCAUCAGAAGAUCCAGAUGAUGACACAGUAGAGACAGAUAGCUUAUUACAAAUUUAUGAACUAUGUUUGCAUUAUACAAAAUGGCAUUCUGAUCAUAAUGUUAUAAAUGCUGUUCUGGAGACACUGACUCAGUUUUUGAAGUCACCUCCAAAAGUUCUAGUAUCAUUAUUAUUAUCAAAUCAAGGUAUAACACAGAGUAAAAUAGCAGUGAAUCAAAAUGAAAUGAUGUUAUCAUUAAGUCAAGCAAGCACAUCUAGUGCUGCAACUGCUUGUGAAGAAAAUUCCGAUUAUACCUUAAAUUUACUUGAUUCUGAUAUACCUGAAAUAAAUCCAAAGAUAGAAAAGUGGAUGUUAGAUUCUGAGACUAUACCUCCUUUGAUGGAAAAUGUACAAAUUUCAAAAGAAUGCAUAAAUAAUAUUGUAGAAAUGAAAGGAAAGAUUUUAGAAAAUUAUAGUGAUUUGAAGAUCGGAGUCAUUGACAAUGAAACGAUCGAAGAAGGUAGUGACGUUGGAAGUGAAAUAGAAAAAUCGGAGAAAGUUUAUUCGAGUGUACAAAAUGAACCAAGAGACGUGGAUUAUACCGAAGAAAUCACAUGUUCUAUCGCAUCUCUUAAAAAACUAUCUUUAGAUUUUUCGUUACGAGAAAUAGACGUUGGAACUUUUACAGAUCCUGACAUACCGUUAAAAUUCUGUUGUCGUUAUUUGGUAUCGUCUUUCCUCCUAACUGGCAACAUUGGUCAUGUAAUACCAGAUAAAUAUUUUCGUGUUAGUGUAAAGUCUCUUGCUUUAACUUGCGUGGCUUAUAUUUUGAAACUUUGUCCGAAUCUAUUUUUAAUACCUGUUGCCAAAGAACCGAAUUCUAACGAGAAUAAACAAAUGAUAACGGAUAUCUUAUUAUUUGCAAGUCAUCCAGAUCCUCAAAUUAGGGGUAAUAUAUCAAUUAUUAUUGGUACAUUCCUGAAAUCUGUAUAUACACAAUAUGGAGGUUCUUUUAAAAAAUUUGAGGCAGAGAUUACUGAUAAAAACUUAUGUGGAAUUAUAUCACUAGACAAUUUAAUUAAAUUACUUUUAAAGGGAUUAGAAGAUGAUUCUGCUACCACAUGUCGACAAACAUUAACAGCAUUCAGUUUAUGUCUACCAGAGUUGUUAGAGUCUGUUGACAAUAAAUAUGGAAUCACUGUGUUAACUGUAUUACCUCAGCUAGUAAAGAAUCCAUAUUUUCUGGUAAAAGUUAAAUUAGUGGAAUUAUUGAGUGAGAUAUCGUAUGUUACUAUAGAACAUAUAACUGGUGGAUCAAUGUUCCAAGAACAUUUUAUCAAUGUUAUUAUAACUCUGUUAGGUGACCAAGAUCAAAGAAUUAGGCAUGCAGCAUCAGAUGCUAUUGUAAAGAGUAUUCCUUUAUUACAUUUCCAACAACCACAUGAUGAUGUUAUUACGCGAAAGGCCAUACAAUACACGGAGCAAUACAUGAGCGCAGUUACCCGGAGUUCAGUAGAACUGUCCUCUUGUCAAGAGAAACAAAAGUUCUUUAUAAAUACGUCAAUACAGCCAUUUGCAGCUUUAAACUUCCAUAACUCGACGAAUUAUCGUCCAAAUGUAGAAUACUCGUUGUCGAUUGUAAUCAACAUGUUGGCUGAGAUUCUUGGAGUACAGUCAUCGAAGUAUUUAGUGUAUGGCUGUUGUGAAGCUCUGUUUCGUUUAAGCGAUGUAUAUAAUACUACAGUAUAUAUUAGAGGAUGGGAUUGUAUUUCACCUAAAACAUUGUUGAAAAGGUCUCAUAAAAAGAACGGUAGUCGAUUAGAUAUUAGCGAAUCAAAUUUUACAAGCGACAUGAUGCCAUCGUCCGUGAGCAACAGCCUUUUAUCUUUGGCUUUACCCUUACUGUCAUCGUCUCCUAUAAGCUUAGACUUGUUAACGCAUAAACAUUUGGUACUUCUUGCUGGCAAUCUUGCAUCAGGUUUAGCAUUUUGCAAUUUUAAACCCAAUGAUCCAACUAAAACUUGGUGGGGCACGUUUAAGGAUAAACAAAUAGAGUUGUUGUUAACACAUAUUACAAGAGUAUUAAAUAUAUUUGUUCAUAUAAUCGACGACGUGCAAUUGACACAAACUAGUACAAAAACGGCGUUAUCGUCUUUGUCAUCUACGCAAACGUUAUCGCCGAAAAAGAAGAUAAUAAUGUCUGAACCGAAGUUGAAAGAGAAAGGAGAAAAAUUUGGAAGCUUGAAAUUUAUAAAAGAGCAAAUGGGUGCGUUUGUUUCAACACCGCAUUAUAUGAAAAUGUACGAAAAUCUUAAAGCAGCGCAUUUGAAUUACCUAGCCACACUUGAACCGCAUGCUAGCGAAAUGUAUUUGUCUUUGUUAAAUGCGAUUCUAGAUGUUCUUUCGCAAAUUCUUGAAAUUAUAUCAGUCAAUGAAGCAGCUCAAAUAGCAGAAGAAAUUCUACAUUAUCUACAAAGCACUGUCGUAUUAUCUCCCACUGCAACCAUUCAGUGUGUUCAACAAUUGCUGAAGUGUUUAUUCAGCACAAACGUGUAUGCACAAUGGAAUGAAUUAGAUAUACAGAAAAAUUCAGACAGAAUAACCGUACUAUGGGAUGACGUUAAAGGAUUUUAUAAUCAUUGCUUUCAAAGUCCUGCAAGGCAAAUGGCAAAUACUAUAAAAUCCAUGGGAAACAAUUGCAGGGGUGAAAACGAACCAGAUACCGGAUGGGUAGGUUUGUUACAUAGAAAAGGCGAUAGAAAAUUCUCUUCUAUUUUUAAGAAUUUAUCGCGAUCGUCUGAUCAAAAAACCUCUGUAGCUUCGUUCAUUCGUCUUUUUGAGCCAAUGGUUAUAAAAUCAUUAAAACAGUACACUGUAACAAGUAGCGUGUCAUUACAGUGUCAAGUAUUGAUGCUACUCAGCCAGCUAGUGCAAUUAAGAGUCAACUAUUGCUUGCUGGAUUCCGAAAGAAUAUUCAUUGGAUUUGUAUUAAAGCAGUUUGAAUUUAUCGAAGAAGGUCACGUGAAGCAAACGGAGGAUCUAUUGCCAAAGAUUUUCAACUUUUUAGUUCACUUGUCGUACGAAAAAAAUCAUUCGAAAGCUAUAAUAGGAAUUCCAAAGAUAAUCCAAUUAUGCGAUGGACUUAUGGCAAGUGGUCAACCAGCGCUCACGCACUGUAUACCAGCCCUGGCUCCAGUUGUAGAAGAUGUAUUUUUGAUUAGAAACGCAAGUUCAAACCCAACAGAGCAAAGAGAGCUUGAGACAACAAGAGAAGUCCUAAUUUCGAUGCUUUUACGUCUUGUAGAAUAUUACCAAAUCAUUGAGCUCUUGGCAUUAUGUUUAACGGAAUCUAGAUUCAGCGGAGAUGGUAACGGAGAAGAAAAAUGGCGAAGAUGGUCUAGACUGACAAUGGACUCUGUUCUUCCUAUGCUGGCAGCAGGAAAAGUUCGAAUAGAAUCGGAGAAAGCACACGUGGCUUUGAUUAAAUUAUUCGCAGCUAUUUCUCCCACGGUUUUUAGACCAGUCGAUCCUCUUUUAAAGGUACUUCUCGUUAAACCAGACUCUCUGGAUACUUCAAAUUUGAGACUAAAACGAUGGUUAGGAGUGGUAAAUGUUGUUCUCUUAUCCUUGAUCGCGUGCUCAAAAGAGGAAGCAAUGCUUGCGCGACUUUCCGACCUCAGUUCGAACAUGUCCGAACUAUCCCACUCGUUUCUUCAUCCAAAAUCGUCUUCUCAAACCAUGGAUCCUUUGAAUGUUUUGGACAGUCAAUCAGCUGAAGUACCGCCAGAAAGAAUAUUAGCUAGAUUUAUAUUUAAAGUUAUUAACUUGGUAGGCUGCAAGGUUUACAAUCUUCUUGGAUUGGUCGAUCAUAAACUCAGCGAUCCAUAUAUCGCAUUUUCCGAAUCAAUGGAGAACGAUUACUACUUGAUCCACCAAUUUGCAUUCUUCUUGCAGUUAUGCAUUCACAUGUUCGAAUCUGGGAGUCACUGCAAAGUGGCAAACGCUGUUAUACAAAUGAUUCAAGGUCGAAAUGUUCUCGAAGAGGAGAAGCUGCCGAUCUCCGAUUUGAACUAUUUAAUGUUGAACAUUGGAGACAAAUGUCCAACGUUAACUUGCCAGUGGGCCUAUUUAAUGACUUUAUUAGGGUACAAUGAAAUGACUUUUUGGUCCAAAAUAUUGGGUACUCGUCGGACAGAAUACGUCGUGCAUUGUUCUCCAAAUGAAGAGAAAAGUGUUGACCAUGACAGCAGCAUUAACAUUCAAAUUAUUAGAAAAGGUGGCAUAAUAUUAUUCUGCGAUUACGUCUGCGAGAAUCUGUGCGAUGCAGAGCCCUUAACGUGGUUGUUAGUUAAUCAUACGGAAGAGACAGUAAAUAGUGCUAUCGAGUCUCCUGUCAGAGAUCUCUUGACGACAGCUAUACACAGAAAUUCUGCAGCUAGUGGAUUGUUGGUACAAGCGAUCGCGACCAAAUGCACAGACUUGUCACAACCCAGUUUUGUCAAGCGACUCUUGGAAUGUAUAGAAGGUGCUCAUCAUUCGCAAAGCGGAGCUGUUUUAAUGACACUGAUACCGAGAUUGUUAUCCACCAAGUAUCUGGCUUUGUCGAGAAUGGCGGCGAAAAUAGCUAGUCGAAGAGUAGAAAUUUUAUUAACCAUACCUGCAGAAGAAGCGAUGAAGCAAUUAUCAAAAGAAGAUUUCGCCAAGAUCAUGGAGAUUCUGCAAGUGACCAAGCUUGCUAAGAAACACGGUGGAUUAGUUAGUCUGUUGAAUAAAUUUGGAGUACAGUAUUACGAUUUGUCCCCUCUAGAACUCGACCAAUGUAGACCGUUUAAUCCAUCCACCGUGAAAAGUAUUCAACUGGAUCGUAAUUGGUUUUUGUCUCAAGUAAAAUUACGAUGUUGUAGUUCAAGUGCUAGUCACAAUUUAUCGGAAGCAGCGCAGUUACUUAGGGUUUUAGAUUUCGAAGAUUGCCUCGGUAUCCUGUCUUCCAAAGAGUUUAAUAUCUCGAUAUUGAAACCCUGCAUAAUAUUGGGUGUACGAAUUAGCGUGGAGAAGUGCCAAAAAUUAGAAUUCGGUGUAGCACAGAACGAAAAGGAUUUUAAUUUCGAAACUAGUCCCUUAUACAGCGCCGCGAAACAGAGUUUAUUGGAGCACGUUCAUUAUGUCACCGAUUUAAUGCCAAAACCGCAUCAUAUUUACAAUCCAACGCAAUCUAAUGGCAAUUCGAGAGAAGUGAAGUAUGCGCAUCGUUUUCAUGAACUUUUAAACGAGUUUGUAUAUUGGGAUGUACUUUUUAUGUUGAUACCCGCUGUGAAGAUAUACAUGAAGACAUUGCCAAAGCUAGCCAAGUAUAAUCUAGCGAAAAUUGAUAAAAAAUCCGAAGAAGAUCUAGCCAAAUUUGCAAUACUGUGUUUAGAAUUAACACACUGGAUGGUACACUGUGAUGAGAAUAAAAUUAAAAAAUUGAGACCAAGGAACAUGGAACUUGCGUUAAGCUGUGCAUCAGAAAUUCUAAAACAUCCUGGCCCAAGUAAAAUUUUUGGGGAAAACCUGAAGUAUUCGUGGGUUUGUAGUGGUGCUGCUUCACUCAAGAAAAUAGUAGAAUACCUGUUAACUACUGUGGACGUUUUGCCAGUUAUAGAUAUACGUGCUUUAGAACCAGCGCUAGAAGAUGAGGAUACCAGAGACUUUGCUCGUGCUUGCAUGCGAAUGGCCGAUCUGGUCGCUUGGUUGGAACAAUGUCAAAAGAAACAGUUAUCCACAAAUAUUCCACGCUAUUUGUUUGACACGAUACAAGAUUUAAUCGUAAGUAUCAGUCGUCAACCACUGGUAAAUUCAUAUAUCUUAACACCACCGUUAGUUUGGAAACAAAACUGGAAUGUCGUUGGUUCUGGUCCGACCAAAUGUUACUUCCCGUUAUUAUCUUCGGAGUCGAAUCUCCUUCAGGAGGUGGAAAUUUUGGAGCAGUUCAUUUACAGGAUAAAUCUGUUAGGCUGGGUCUCUCGGUUGCAAUUCGAAGAGAUAUGGAUGGCUCUCUUAGGAGUGCUCAAUCUUUCACAAAACGAGAACGUACCCGUAGAAGAUAUCUCAGCGUUGAUUCAAGCGAGCAGUUUAGCUGUACAGGCGAUUACAAAAUUGUUAUUGAAUACUUUGCUUCUUCCUUAUCCUGGCAACCCAAGAGCCAGCACUGUGAUUCAUUAUCCGAGAGAUCCUCAGCUCUCGGUUCAUAAGAUCAGUUCUCAAAAAUUGUACGCCAUUCAAGAUCUGCUUACGUGGAAGUACGAAUGUAUGAACGACUCAGAGAUGAUCGAUGGCUUGAACAUGGAUCACAUCUUCCAUCGAGGAAACGUAGAAAGAGUUGCGAACUUAAACAAGUAUACAUAUAGCCAACUUUCCGUUUCUUACUUGUGGUCGCUGUGCAACUUGUAUGAGGAUAAGUUGAGCGCCUCCGUCCUCAAUUUGAAGAACAGAAGAAACGACGCGUUAAUGUCCGCGUCACUUGAUUUAGAUUCCUGUCUUCGUUUCUUGAUAGAACUUUAUACGUCUUGGAUGUCUCCGCAAGCUAAUACACCUAUACAAUUGCUCACGGAGGUCGUUAAGUCUAUUCUAGCAAUUUCGGAAUUGUUCGUCGAAAGAGCCCAGUAUCAGUGGAUGUUGGACAUGUGUCUGGAAUUGUCGAGAAUUCAUCCAACAGAGAAUGUCAUUUUACAUCAAUACUUGGUAGUUUCCGUGUGUAAAGCUGCUGCAGUACUAACACCGUUGGACUUUGAAACGUUAGACAAAGUUAAGCGUCUAGUAGACACGAAUCUGAAAUCGAGCUUCUUACCUGCGAAGGUAUCCGCCCUUCACGGUUCAUUGUAUCUGUUGCAAAGUGCUGUGCUCGCAAAUUGCGAAGAGACGAUGAAUAUUAUUCAUCCGUUGGCAAUAGAAUACAUACAGAAACAUUUGGACGCGCAGGAUUUGAACGGCGUGUUAAGACAAAGUGAAGAGCAUCAGGGUGUAAUGUGGGCUUUGGUAUUCUUUUUAUUGGAACAUGCCGAAGAUACUCCGCCAGACACGGAAGCGCCAGCUGUGUUAGAAUUAGUCCUUAAUUUACUUACAUCACAAAAUAUUUCUUGUAGCUUACAUCAAACACUCUUGCAGGGGCUCGAGCGACUCGUAGCAACCAAAAGCGUGAUUGGAAAGGUAGCCGAACAGAUAGUAAAAGUUGCGAUCGAUCGCUUAAAACAACCUAGUCCUAUGUUAUCGCUGCCAGCGUUGCAAUUGUUAUUGACUUGCAUGUAUACAGAGGCGGCAGAUAGAUUGAAUCAACCGGAAACAGAGGAACCAUUACCAGAUGCUGAACCAGAAGCAUUGGUUCGAUCCAUAGAGCGCGCUUCAGCGAUUUUCGAUAAGAUCAGGAGAGGACACUCUAUGGAAGUGGAGCUUUUAUGUACAGUUUUGUCCGGUGUGCUCGGAGAUUUCUUCCCACCGUCGGAAAUCUUGACUAAAGUCAUAGGAGAAUUUUUGUCGCCGCAACAACCUCACCCGCGGCUACUUGCCGCCGUUGUUUUUAAAGUAUGCGAACGAGCGUGCACUUGCGCGCAAAUGGAACUUCUUCAAGAUUGGGUUGUAUUUAGUUUGCCAAACUUUAUUCAGAGUUUACCUGUUACAAUGUCAACAUGGUGCUUGUCUUGUUUUUUUAUCAGUGCAUCCACAAAUCAUUGGCUGAGAGCUUUGUUUCCAUAUAUACAAUCAAGGAUUGGAAAAUACGAAUACGAGGAUAAGAAGAUAUUGUGCAUCGCUGCUUCGGACUUCUAUCGAAAGUUAUCUAAGGACACUCAGAGGGAAGCUUUCGUGGAAACUUUCGAAGCAGCAGCAAAGGAACCUGGAACUCCGUUCAGUGACAUUUUAGCGUCCUUCUAGCUAGUCUUAUCAUCGAUCGUGUCGAUAUGGGAAAGUUAAAUCAAAAUGAGAAGUAUUCAUCGUAAUUCUGCUCUUGAGUCUCUUUGUAAAUUGAUGUACAAUCAUUGCACGAUCUCGACUCGUUGCGUGUACAGUUGUAUGUGUAUGUAAUGAUAUUUAUUUUACAUCUGUCCUGUCGGAAAGAGGUAACACUGUUUACAAUAAACAAUAUUUUUUAAAUA
Molecule: messenger RNA, 8950 nt
Organism: Bombus huntii
Lineage: Eukaryota; Metazoa; Arthropoda; Insecta; Hymenoptera; Apidae
Gene: htt
Product: huntingtin
Exons: 15
Coding region: 60-8729 (2889 amino acids)
Cellular component (GO): nucleus; cytoplasm
Source: RefSeq, a predicted model, not a curated record